Corythoichthys intestinalis (scribbled pipefish) is the source of this 8712-nucleotide messenger RNA. It is a transcript of the gene sema3d, whose product is annotated as sema domain, immunoglobulin domain (Ig), short basic domain, secreted, (semaphorin) 3D. The transcript is spliced from 18 exons. Gene Ontology annotation, biological process: negative regulation of axon extension involved in axon guidance; negative chemotaxis; axon guidance. Bases 222 to 2597 code for a protein of 791 amino acids. NCBI's taxonomy places the organism in Eukaryota, Metazoa, Chordata, Actinopteri, Syngnathiformes, Syngnathidae. Gene Ontology annotation, cellular component: plasma membrane. Gene Ontology annotation, molecular function: semaphorin receptor binding; chemorepellent activity. The record is from RefSeq and is a predicted model, not a curated record.
GACAUAUUUUGGGGAAAAGUGCUCACACUAUCAGACGGGAUCACUUGCGUGUGUUUGUAGUCGAAAGGAAGGAGUGUCAACUGUUGCUGCUGCUGUUUCUUUUCCUUUUUUUCAAUUUUGAGGGAAGCUGCGGCGCAUGCAGACGGCCAUGUGGCAGAUGUGAGGAAAACAAAGUUUAGCACAGGGCAGCACAGAGGGGAAAUCAGACCCGUCCACGCGCCAUGACGAAAGAAGGCUCUCGCCAUCCAAGUCCAAAUGAAGAUGGGGCGCCGCGCUGCGUGUCUGGCAGCAAUUAUGGCAGCAAAGACAGCGGGAUUAGGGUGCUAUCCCAUCCAGGAGUCCCAUUAGUGGGAUUGAUGUUGUUGGCCGUCAUCCCGUUUGGAGUGAGCAUCAAGCAAAGUGUCCCUCGAGUCAAACUGAGCCAAAGAGAGCUUCUGCAAGCAGGCAGCGUUUCUCUCUUUUUGGGCCCCUCCGACGGCCUUCUGGCCCACUCCCUGCUGCUGGAUGAGGAGAGGGGUCGUCUUCUGCUGGGAGCUAGAGAUCACAUCUACCUGCUUGACCCUGACAACCUCGCCAAAGGUCCCAGAAAGAUUUACUGGCCUGCACCUCGAGACCGAGUGGAGGCAUGCAAACUGGCAGGCAAAAAUGCAAACGAGUGCGCCAACUUUGUGAGGGUGCUCCACAACUACAACCUGACGCAUAUUUACGCCUGUGGGACAGGAGCCUUUAACCCCAGCUGUGCUUUUAUUGAAAUCUCUGGUUCUAGACAGGAAGGAGUGUUCCAGCUGCUGUCUGCUACAGUGGAGUCUGGCAGAUUAAAAUGUCCUUUUGAUCCAUUGCAGUCAUUUACUUCAGUCCUAACAGACCAGUAUCUAUAUGCGGGCACCGCUUCGGACUUCUUGGGCAAAGACACGACAUUCACACGCUCCCUCGGCCCGCCACCUGACCAGCACUAUAUCCGCACCGACAUCUCCGAGGACUACUGGAUCAAUGAGGCCAAGUUCAUAUCGGCACACCCCAUCGCAGACACCUACAAUCCGGACGACGACAAAAUCUAUUUUUUCUUCCGGGAAGUGUCGUGGGAAGGCAACGACAAGAGCGUCCUGUCACGCGUGGCUCGUGUUUGUAAGAAUGAUGUGGGUGGCCUGAGAAGUCUGACUAACAAAUGGACCACCUUCCUGAAGGCCAGACUUGUGUGCUCCAUACCUGGACCGGAAGGAGUGGAUACGCACUUUGAUGAGCUACAGGACAUUUUUAUGCUUCCUACAAGGGAUCCCAAGAACCCAACUGUGUAUGCGGUCUUCACAACCUCCAGCUCCAUUUUCCGGGGUUCGGCAGUGUGCGUGUACAGCAUGGCUGACAUUAGGGCGGCGUUCAACGGGCCCUACGCCCACAAGGAAGGGCCGGACCACCGCUGGGUCGAGUAUGAGGGGAGGAUACCCUAUCCACGUCCUGGAAUGUGCCCUAGUAAAACCUACGAUCCUCGCAUCAAGACCACCAAAGAUUUCCCUGAUGAAGUGGUGAGCUUCAUCCGCUACCACCCGCUGAUGUUCCGCUCCGUUUACCCGCUGAGCGGCCGACCCAUUUUCACGCGGGUCCGAGUGGACUACACCCUCACCCAGGUGGUGGUGGACCGAGUUUUAGCAGAAGACGGACAGUAUGAGGUCCUAUUCCUUGGGACAGAUGUUGGCACAGUCCUAAAGGUUGUGAGCAUUACCAGAGACCAGUGGUCUACUGAGGAAGUUGUGCUUGAAGAGCUUCAAGUGUUUCAGGUUCCCACUCCAGUACUAAGUCUGGAGAUUUCUUCUAAGCAGCAACAGCUGUACGCGGGUUCCAGCGAGGGUCUGGCGCAGCUCUCGCUCAGCAGAUGUCAUCUGUACGGCCAAGCCUGCGCCGAGUGCUGCCUGGCCCGAGACCCGUAUUGCGCCUGGGACGGUCACACGUGCUCCAGAUAUGUCCCUGCGUCCAAGAGGAGAGCAAGGCGACAAGAUAUCAAGCAUGGAGACCCUGCUAGCCAGUGCUGGGAUACAGAGGACAGUCUCGGCGUGGGACAUGUAGAUGAGCGGAAUCUCUUCGGCGUGCAGAGCAAUUCAACGUUCCUGGAGUGCAUCCCCAAAUCUCAGCAGGCCCAGAUCCGCUGGUUCGUUCGCAGGACUGGAUCCGAACAUAGGGAGCAGGUCAGGCUAGACGACCGCGUUAUACAAACCGACAGAGGCCUACUUAUUAGAUCCCUGCACGCGUCCGAUGUAGGCGUAUACGAGUGCGAAGCCCAGGAGCGCACUCACUUCGCACACACUCUACGCCGGCUCACCCUACAGCUAGUCCCGCACGGACAACUGGAGCGAAAGUCCAAAGCCACCGAGGACCCGACGACUGAGCUACGUCAAGGACGCCGUUACAAAGACUACCUGAGGCUCAUGAGCUCCCCCGUGGGGUCCCUGGAAGAGUACUGCGACUCCCUCUGGCUCGAGAAGAGGCCGUCUAAGGCCCGCGGUCGAGCCUUGGGUGCAGGAAAAUGGAAACACAUGCAGGAAAUGAAGAAGAAUCGGAACAGGCGGCAUCAUGGAGAGAAGGAAAGUGUGACUGACAAACUGUAGGGGAGCUAAACGAGAGAAGACUGUAAAAACAGUCGAGACCCAAAAAUGGAAAGGUUCACAGUUGAGAAAAUAUUUAGCCAUUUUUGCGGACUCUAUAUUUUUUUACUCUGGUGUAAAAGGUUCCACAAAUACAAAACGUAUCAGUUCAGAUGGAUUUUUUCACGAAUUGAUUGUAUUUAUUCAAAUGUUGAGAUUCCCCAAAUAGGUACGGACAUUGCUGCAUGCCUUGAAGAAGUAGCAUCACAUGGUGGACAGCAGUACAUGCUGAAAAUUAUGACAUUUUCUCACAUUUAGUGCCGCAUCAGUGUUUAAAAUGUGGUUUGAAAAUUUUAGUCACAUUUUUUGCACGUUUACAUUAUUUAGCAAUUUAAAUAUUUAUUUAUAAAUGACAAUUAUUAGACUCAAAUGAUUAAAUCUAGAACUAACUUAAAUCUUUAAUCUAAAUCUUAAAUGUAAAUCUUACAUAUAUAUCUAAAAUCUAAAUGUUAAACAUAUUUCCUUAAUCUAAAUGUUAAAUCUAAAUCCUAAAUCUAAAUGUUAAUUAAAAAUCCUUAAUCUAAAUGUUAACUCUAAAUCUUAAAUAUAAAUCUUAAAUAUAAGUAAAUCUUAAAUCUAAAUGUUAAAUCUAAAUCUUAAAUGUAUAUUUUUAAUAUAUAUCUUAAAUCUAAAUCUUAACUAUAUAUCCUAAAUGUAAAUCUUAAAUAUAAAUCUCAAGUUGAAAUCGUAAAUGUAAAUUUUAAAUCUAAAUCCUAAAUCUUGAAACGGGUGAAACUAAAUAUUUAUGUAAUAAGUAAAUUCAUAUGACUGGUGACAGGGAGUAAAAAAAUAAAUAUUUAGUUUCACCCGUUUUAAGAUUUAGAUUUAAGAUAUACAUUUAACAUAUAUAUUUAAGGUUUACGUUUAAAUAUAAGAUUUAAAUUUAAGAUUUAUAUUUAGGAUUCAUAUUUAAGAUUCAGGAUUUAGAUUUAACAUUUACAUUAAGGAUUUCAAUUUAAGAUUUAGAUUUAAGAUUUAAGAAUUAGAUUUAAGAUUUAGAUUCAAGAUUUAGAUUCAAGAUUUAGAUUUAAGAUUUAGAUUAAAAGUGCAAAAAAAAGUGACUCUAACAUUUUCACACAUUUUAAACACUGUGCUGCGUUAAAUGUGAGAAAAUGUCGUCAUAAUUUUCAGCAUGUGCUGCUUUACAAACUGUGCCUCAUAUUCGUCAGUCAAUUCCAUUGCUGCGAAACCAGAAUGUGUGCUUUAGUUGGAAAAGUUGUUUCAGUAGCAAAUCAGCAUUGUAGAGAACACUAAAACUUUAUUGCAUUCUUUCAAUGGACAACCUCAAGAGCUGCUGAUGGAGGUCUUCAGUUAACCUAGUUCAGUGUUUUUCAACCGGUGUGCAAUGGCACACUUUUGUCCUGUGAGAGGUCGUCAGGUGUGUUGUGAGAAAUUAUCAAAUAUCGUUGUUUUUUUUUUUUACAUUGUCAGGCAGAGUUGCAGUUGGAAUGAAGGAGUAGGUAGAAGGUUGCGGUUGUGUUUAAGAACUGCUCAGAUUUCUAGCCAUCAACCACCUCGCUGUUCAUGACAAUGUGGACCCUAGCAUGUCUACUGUCAGGCAUGAAAAUGGGUCAGGGGUUAAAAAGGUGAGAGGCGAUUUUUUUACUAAUUUAGCAAUGAAAUUUUUGAUGACGCUUAUUAAUUCACAAAAACAUUUUAUAACAACAAUAAAUCACAAAUAAACAAUGAGGUCAAAUGCUGAUAGCAUUAACUAGUGCAAAAGAAUGAAAUGAAAACAGAUUCACAACACUGACUUUGCCUUUCCAACAUGAUUCAAAACAAUUCUUAAAAAAAAAUUCUAUGAUAUCUUUUAAGUUUUUAAACAAAAUAGCAACUUUUUUUUUAUUUACUGCAAGUUUUCAACAGCUAAUAAAUCACUCAAUUUAAUACCAGAAACAUAAUACUUGAGGAAAACAUUCAGAAUCGAUUAUAAAUAAUAUGUAAAAAAGAUUAUUAAUAAAUUGUUUAUACAAUCACAACUUAUAGAAUAGAAUAGCCCGUUACAAUCAUGAUACACUAUAUACUGUUAGCGAAUGAGGCUAGCGGCCACCUAGCGUAAACAGAGCUUUUCUGGCGAAAAUUCUUGUGAAUAAAUGCUUCAAUCCCUGAAUUCGUCAUAGAUAUGGACGUAAAACAGUCUCGAUUCUUGGUUAAAAGCAAAGAAACCAUGCGGUUAACGUUUAUUUUACGUAUAUUGUCGAAGUACAAUGCUACUCUGUUAGCGAAUGAGGCUAGCGGCUGCCUGGUGUAAGCAGAUCUUUUCUGGUGAAAAUUCUUGUGAAUAAAUGCUUCAAUCCCUGAAUUCGUCAUAGAUAUGGACAUAAAACAGUCUUGAAUCUUGGUUAAAUGCAAAGAAACAGUGCGGUUAGCGUUUAUUUUACGUAUAUUGACAAAGUACAAUGCUACUAUGUUAGCGAAUGAGUCUAGCGGCCGCCUGGCGUAAACAAAGCUUUUGUGGCAAAAAAUUAUUGUGAAUAAAUGCUUAAAUCCCCUAAUUUUGUAUAGAUAUGGACGUAAAACAGUAUAGAGUCUUGGUUAAAAGCAAAGAAACUGCAGGUAGCGUUUAUUUUACGUAUAUUGUCAAAGUACAAUGCUACUCUGUUCGUGAAUGAGGCUAGCGGCCGCCUGGCGUAAACAGAUCUUUUCUGGCGAAAAUUCUUGUGAAUAAAUGCUUCAAUCCCUGAAUUCGUCAUAGAUAUGGACAUAAAACAGUCUCGAUUCUUGGUUAAAAGCAAAGAAACUGUGCAGUUAGCGUUUAUUAUACGUAUAUUAUCGAAGGACAAUGCUACUCUGUUAGCGAAUGAGGCUAGCGGCAGCCUGGCGUAAACAGAGCUUUUCUGGCGAAAAGUCUUUGUGCUUUUGUUGCCUCGUUUGCUUGCUGUUAGCCACAUAUUAUUCAGAAUGGACUUGGGUGCAGGCUCGUCUUCUGGCUCCCAAUAUAAAAAACUUUCCAAAGAUGUUUGUUUUUCAGUUAUCUUUGCCAACGUGUGGGUUUAUUAUAUCCAGGAACUAAUCUAAACUAAUCACCUACGUCAUUAUCGAAGACAAGCGCACAUAGAUAUUAAACAAUAGAUGCUAGCUGCUAGCUCCAAUGGAUUUUAAUGAUGACUUCCUAUCCAGUUUUAUUACUAUAAAAAUUGACUACCGUAAUUUUCAGACUAUAAGGCGCACCUGACUGUAAGCCGCCACGCACAAAAUUUGACAAGAAAACAGCAUUUGUUCAUAGAUAAGCCACACUGGACUAUAAGCCACAGCUGUCCUCAGUGUAAAAUGGGAUAUUCACAACAACAGAUAUUAACCGGUAACGCUUUAUUUGACGGUGGCGUUAUAUGACUGUCAUAAGACCAAAUCAACCACCAUGAAGCUUUGAACUAAUUGGCUGCAAAGCUUUAUUGUUUGAAGAAGCUUCAAAUGGCCAUCCCUGUUCCCUUGGAGGAGACAGUCAACCUCUUCUGCCACCUGCUGUCAACACUGUUAUUGUCCAACAUGCCUCCUAGCAUGCAUUGCAGCACUCCAGAUGUAAAUAAAUCAAAAAUUCAUGGUCUGUGCUAAUUAUUUAUUAAGUUUGUGUUUGAGUUGUUUCAUUAAUUGCUAGUUAUGGUAUUUGGUAACACUGUAUUUGACAGUGGUGCCAUAAGACUGUCACUAGACAAUCAUAAAUAUGUCAUGACACUGUCAUGAGGAUAGGCGUUACGCAAAGAAUGACGAAGUCACACGUCAAUAGUAAUGAAGUCUAUUGGAGUACUAACAAAUAACACGCUGGUGCUGCGCGUCAUGUACUCUUAAAGAUUUUGUUUCCAACCGCUGGUCGCCCUACCCAAGAUGGCCGCCAGCUAUGCACGCCACCGUAAAUAAUGCAGUGCUUGUCGCUCUUCCCUAGACAAUAAUCAUAUUCUUCUGUGUAGUUCAAUAAUUUUAUCACUUGUAUAUGUCCAAUUAAUUUGAAGUGGAAGUCUGAUAUCGGAAUCUGCAUUGGACAUCAGGAAAAAAAUGGUAUUGGUGCAACACUAAUAAUGAUCCAAAUUUGAAAAAUUAAUUAUAUAAUAUUUCUCAGUUUGUAUUGGUUUUAUGCAUGAGCAGAGGUGGGUAGCAUAGCCAAAAAUUUUACUUAAGUAAGAAUAGCGUUACUUUAAAAUAAUAUUACCCAACUAAAAGCAGUCAUCCCAAAAAUGUACUCAAGUAAAAGUAAAAAAGUAUUCUGUGAAAAGUAUACUCAUUGUAAGCAGUUACUCAUUACUUGUCCUUUUUUUUUUUUUUUAAUUAAACAAUGGUAUAUUUUUUCCUUAGCACAAUGUCAUCUAUAUGCACUGUUAUUAUUAAACGGUACUAUAAUCUAUUAUAUGACCUUUUUAAGGCCAAAAAACCCACAAAAAUCAUCUAUUUUCAACUGUAAAUAUCUACAGAAAUGAAACAUCACAUUAAAUUGAUUUAAAACGAUCCCAACUCCAGUUUUCUAAUGUCUAUCAGUGCCAAAUACAAACUGGGAAAGAGGUUGAAGUUUGAGUAAGGUUGACGGCAGCGCUAUAGCUGAAAUAGUUUAUAUUUUACAGCACUUUAAAGACAACACGUGAUUGAACAUGCCAGCAUGAUCAUAGGACUUUUGACUGCAUGUGACUGAGUAAUGAGGGGCACUAGACCAAUUAACAGGUCGGCAAGUCACCAUCGUAAUAAUAUAUAUCAGCACUGUCAUAGAAUAAUUCCCUUGGUCAUUUUUUGCCCGAAUUUUCAAAAUUGUUCGUAAAUAAAAAAGAAUAAUUUAAAAAAAAAUCAAUUGGUUCAUUUUUUGUUUCCUGUAAAAGCUGAAAAGACAAGCAGUGCUUUAAAGACAUACUAUGAUUAAUCACACCGGCGUGAUCAUAGGACUUCCAACUGCGAGCUUGUGUGUGAUUAUGUGACUGAGUAAUGAGGGGCUUUAGACUAUUUAACAGGUUGACAAGUCAACAUCGUAAUAAUAUACAUCAACACUCUAAGAGAACAACUGCCUAGGUAAUUUUUUACCUGAAUUUUCAAAAUUGUUUGUAAAUUUUAAAAAAAUCAUCAAAUAAAUCAUCAAAUGGUUGAUUUUUUUACUUCCUGUAAAAGCUGAAAAGACAAACGAUGCUUUAUAGACGUACUGUGAUUAAUCACACCGGUGUGAUCAUAGGACUUCCAACUGCAAACUUGUGUGUGGUCACGUGACUGCGUAAUGAGGGACACUGGACCAAUUGACAGGUCGACAAGUCAACAUCAUAAUAAUAUAUAUCAACAGUCUCAUAGAAAAAUUGACUUGGUAUUUUUUUUUUACCAGAUUUUUUAAAAUUGUCCGUAAAUUAAAAAAACAAAAAAUCCCCCAAAAAUUAUCAAAUGGUUAAAAUUUUGCUUCCUGUAAAAGCUGAAAAGACAAACGGUGCUUUAAAGACAUACCAUGAUUAAUCACACCGGUGUGAUAAUAGGACUUCCAACUGCAAGCUUGUUUGUGGUCAUGUGACUGUAUUGUUACAUCUGAUUGGUAUAAAGGAGUCAUGUGGUUAUUUUUGCGCCACUCCGCUGGUGAAGCCACUGUUGGCAUCUCUGGCAAAAAUUUAAUUGUAAAAUCUAAUAUGUAGAAUGAAGAGGUAAAAUAACCACAAUAGCUUAGCCCAAAGUAGCGGAAUAAGAAUCGCGUUUCUUCUUCACAAAUCUAAUCAAGUAAAAGUAAAGCACUCAAGUAUAUGUAAUGGAGUAAACGUUUUAAACAUAAACAUUACUACCCACCUCUGUAUAUGAUUUGCAUGUUUUUAAAUGAAACUCCUGAAAUAAAUGGCAUUUUAAACAAUAUUCAAAUUCACUGAGAUGUACCUGUACACACAUGUAGUCAAAUUAAUGCUUUCUCAAUAGACACGUAGGCUCUGAUGUCAACCAAUAUUAUAUUUUUGUACUGUCACGUUUUGUUUUUGUUGAAACUAUUUAAAUAAAUGUCUUGCGUGUGUAAAAUGUGAAGGUCCUUGUCAUUUGUAAAUAAAUGGACGAGGUGUGCGCUUUCUAUAGCAUGGCGGCUUGAGAAUUGGUGCGUUGGACUUUUUUCCAGGUGUCCCGAUAUAGCAAAGCAGGUCCCCGGAUA